This is a messenger RNA of Lizanozyma spartinae, 874 nucleotides long. RefSeq lists its product as uncharacterized. The record is from RefSeq and is a predicted model, not a curated record. The transcript is spliced from 3 exons. NCBI's taxonomy places the organism in Eukaryota, Fungi, Ascomycota, Pichiomycetes, Serinales, Debaryomycetaceae. The annotation marks the transcript as partial.
AUGAAUGUAAAUAGUGAAACUGUCCCUCAAGGCGGCAAUAGUGUUGUUGAAGAAGACAAAGGUGUCGUUGAUGAUGACCAAGGUGUCGUUGAUGAUGACCGAGGUGUCCCUGAAGAGUGCAAUAGUGCUCUUGAAACUCGUCUUAUUCUAAUGCACUUGUUGUUGGCAGAGCCAGACCGUCUAAUUGUUAGAGAUCUUGAUAAGGAUUGUGAAUUGACCAAAGAAAAAGACCCUGAAAAGAACAAUAGUGUUCUUGAAGGUGAUAAUGAUGUGAUUGAAGAGGACAAAGGUGACUCUGAAGAGCGCAACAGUGUUCUGGAAGUUAAGCUUGCUAUAAAAAACUUGUUAACGGCAGAACCAGACCAUCCAAAGGUUAUAGAGAUUAUUGAGCGAUUCAUUAGUCAAUUGGCCAAAGAACAACACCCCGGAAUGGUUCGAAAUAGUGUUGUUGAAGGUGACAAUGAUGCUCAAGGGGAACAAGGUAUCUCGGAAGAGCUCGAUGGUGUUCUGGAAGUCAAACUUGCUAUAAAAAACUUGUUAUCAGCAGAACCAGACCAUCCAAAGGUUAAAGAGAUUAUUGAGUGGUUGAUUAGUCAAUUGAGCAAAGUGCAAGUCCCUGAGAAAGGUGAAAACAAAUUCAAACGUUUCCUCAUACGUUUCAAAAGAUUGUUUAAAGGCACCAAGAGGGAAUCUCUGAAUUCACAAACUCAAAAUACAACAAUUCAGAAUGGUCCACCUCCAGAAGUGCCACUUCGUACUGAUGGCCCAUUAUUACCGUCAUCAUAUGUUAGAGAUCACAAUAUUAACUUUCGUACUAAACCUCACUCAAUAACUGUCAUAUUGGGAGGCGAUGGGUAUUCUGAAUCAGAAAUAG